AUGCACAAUCAGACCCGAUCCGCCACGAGCUCCUCCUCCACCGGUCGCGUUCUCGCCAUUCCGGAGUUACUCGAGGCGAUUCUACUCCGCGUUGACAAUGAAAAGUCCACACUAUCAUUCGGUACCUGUGUCGUCAGUCCGCCAGCGACUCGACUCUUUCCCCUCCGUCGAGUAAGCAAGACUUGGAACAACCUCAUCAACAACUCCGUCAAUCUCCAGCGACAGAUGUACUUAUCACCGAAUUCCCUCCCAUGCGCCACUACAGACGAACACAUCGACACCGACGCCGCGCCAGUCCUAUGUCUGAUGAAACUCCUAACACCCACCGAAAAGCGCCUCAAAGUAGCUGCCAAGAUCAUGUCUACACACCCUAGUAUAGCGCCAGUGCGCUUCCAGACUGCCGCACUACGACAUCGCGGGCACAAUCUCAUUGCCUCGCCGGACAUCCUGUACUGCCAAAUUAAAGCACACGUCGCCCGCCUCAAAGCCCUAGGCGACCCAUUCCAUCGCCACAAUGCCUCAUGGCGCAGCAUGAAGAUCUCCAUGUCUCCACUCGACAACGCGGUCAUUCAACUACGCUUCCCUCUGUCGUGCACGCCACCUCCUGUCAUACACCUUGGACGGGAGUGGCACAUCUACAGGUCCUUGCAGCUGGAGAGCGAGGAGGGUGAGACUUUGGGAGAUGUUUUCGAUGCCUAUUUGGAACUAUUUGAGAUUCUCGAGGAGAUGUGGAGCGCGACGAAGGAGCCGGGUGUUACGAUGCGGCAGACACGAGAUGCUGUUCGACGGGCUAGAUCGCGGAGUAAUGCGAAGCAUGGGGAUGAUUCAGGCGCUUCUGGGGAGGAGUGGCAUGGUGAGGUUGGUGAUGGGAUCGUCAAGAGGAACCGCAGGGCUUCAUCGUGA
Messenger RNA from Fulvia fulva, 903 nucleotides. RefSeq lists its product as uncharacterized. The record is from RefSeq and is a predicted model, not a curated record. Bases 1 to 903 code for a protein of 300 amino acids. Lineage: Eukaryota; Fungi; Ascomycota; Dothideomycetes; Mycosphaerellales; Mycosphaerellaceae. The transcript has a single exon.